This is a messenger RNA of Anolis carolinensis (green anole), 7517 nucleotides long. RefSeq names its product phospholipid phosphatase 7 (inactive) (gene plpp7). Lineage: Eukaryota; Metazoa; Chordata; Lepidosauria; Squamata; Anolidae. Gene Ontology annotation, cellular component: nuclear envelope. The record is from RefSeq and is a predicted model, not a curated record. The coding region runs from base 2012 to 3130 and encodes 372 amino acids. The transcript has 3 exons. Gene Ontology annotation, molecular function: sphingosine-1-phosphate phosphatase activity.
UAGCUUUGCCCGGCCACGUGUUGCUGUGGCUUAUGGGAAUCCUUUGUUGGCCAGGUGGAAUAGCAGUGAAUAGCCUAGCAGUCUCAAAGCCUGGAGUAGCUGGAGCUUUUUGUUGUAUGAACGUAGAGGCAUGGAUGAGGGGUUGUGCUGCCAAGUUUAGUGUUUCUGGGAUGUGUAGUUUUGUUGUUUUGUCCUAGGCCGAAACGUCAUUACCCUUUUAUAUAUAUAGAUAUAAUAUAUCUAUAUUUAUUAUUAUUGUAUACGUAUUGCAGAAUAUCAAGAAUAUCAGGUGAUUGUCCACCUGCCGCCUUCGCUCCAAAUCGUUGGGCCCCGAAAUAAGCGCAGCCGUGAAACCCGAGUCCCGUGGCCUGGUCUCUCCUCGGAAGGGACGGAAUCAGGUGGCCGGACCAGAAUAGCCACGGGCCUCUCUCUCUUCCCCGCCUUAGGAAUCCCAACAGCCAGGCCCCAUUGCAUGAAAGUGGGGUGGACUCGGGGGCGGUUCAACCGUAAGGCAAUUUCUGCAGUUGCCUCAGGCACCAUCGUUUGGGGGGCGCUGUUGAGGCCUCCUUGGGAAGGUGUCUUUGGUGGGGAGGAGACUUGAUCUGGAUUAUCCGAGUCCACAUUUCUUCAUACAGUAGAUGCUGCAGAUUCCAGUCUGGUGGCCUUUUGCAGUUGGCAGAUCGUAAUUUUGUCAAUGUCUAUUGUUUCCAAAUGCCGGCUGAGAUCUUUUGGCACGGCACCCAGUGUGCCCAUCACCACCGGGACCACCUGCACUGGUUUCUGCCAGAGUCUUUGAAGUUCAAUCUUGAGGUCCUGAGAGCGGCUGAGUUUUUCCUGUUGUUUUUCGUCAAUGCGACUGUCACCUGGGAUGGCGACAUCCAUGAUCCAAACCUUUUUCUUUUCCACAACUGUGAUGUCUGGUGUGUUGCGUUCCAGAACUUUGUCAGUCUGGAUUCGGAAGUCCCACAGUAUCUUUGCGUGCUCAUUACCCAAUACUUUUGCAGGUUUGUGAUCCCACCAGUUCUUUGCUGCUGGCAGGUGGUACUUGAGGCAUAAGUUCCAAUUUGGGCCACAUAGUUGUGCCUCUGUUUGUAGUCUGUCUGUGCGAUUUUCUUACAGCAGCUGAGGAUAUGAUUCAUGGUUUCGUCAGUUUCCUUGCACAGUCUGCAUUUUGGGUCAUCAGCUGAUUUUUCGAUCUUGGCCUGAGUUGCCUUUGUUCUGAUGUCUUGCUCCUGGGCUGCAAGGAUCAGGCCUUCUGUCUCCUUCUUCAGGGUCCCAUUUGUGAGCCAGAGCCAGGUCUUCUCCUUAUCAGCUUUUCCUUCAAUUUUGUCAAGGAACUUUCCAUGCAAUGCUUUCUUGUGCCAGCUGUCAGCUCUAGUUUGUAGUGCGGUUUUCUUGUACUGAUUUUGCUCUAGUUUGUAGUGCGGUUUUCUUGUACUGAUUCUGCUCUAGUUUGUAGUGCAGUUUUCUUGUACUGAUUCUGCUCUAGUUUGUAGUGCGGUUUUCUUGUACUGGUUUUUUGUCUGCUGUGCUUUGAGGAGUUUCUGAUUUUUGACUUCAAUCAAAGCAGGUUCUUCACUUUGCUUUACAUCUUCUGCUAGGGCAUGUUCUUCUUCUUUGACUGCUUGUUUUACUUGCAAGAAUCCUCCGCGAGGGUGCAGUGAAUGAUGAAUGGUCAUGAGUUUUCUUGUUUUUCUGUCCAAAUUGUCCAGGUCCGCCUGUGCCCAGUUUAUGAUGCCAGCAGUGUAUCUUAUUAUUAUUGUUAUUAUUACCACCUCUCGUUGUAGCUCAAUAAUUAUACUGAUAAUAUUACGGUCCCAAACAAGAAAUGCAUUCAUCAUGUUUAUAAUCCAUCUUUCCCAUCUGUGGCAUUAUGGGAUGUCGGAGCGUUUGCAUCCAGGAUGCUCCCUCGGAGUGAGGGGGGAGGGGACCCCCUUCCCAACCCGCCUAUGAAUGAGCCAGGUGUCAAUAGAGCAACCCACAGCCAACCCGGUCUCUGGAGCCAGUCCCUAUGUCCCUCCCCACUUUGCCCAUUGGCCGUGGGGACCCCUCUCUGCCUCCUGAUUGGCCCCUGCCCAUGUCCCUCCCCCCCCCCCCCCGCCCGGGGCCUGCCAAAUACUCAUCCAUGUGCCUCCGGGUGCAUUCCUCCUGGGAUAUAUUUAGCCUCCCGGCUCCUUUUUGGGGCGAAGGGCCUGGCGAGGAGGGUCCGGGUCCGGGCCUGGGUCACCGCUGGGGUGGGUGCGGGGGUCUCCUCCCAGGGCCUGCCUUUGGAGCGCCGAGGAUGCCCGGGACGGUGGCGGGCCCUUCCUCUUCCUCCUCGCAGGGCCGGUCACGGGCCCGGGACCGCAACAACCUCCUGAACCGGGCCGAGUUCCUGUCCCUGAGCCAGCCCCCCAAGGGCACCCAGGAGCCCCCCGCUGCCGCCUCCUCCUCCUCGUCUUCGCGGAAGGGGGGUCCCUCUCCCCCGGACGGGGCCUCCCCCGGGGCCCGGCGGCCGUCCCAGCAGCUUCCGGAGGAGGACUGCAUGCAGCUGAACCCCUCCUUCCGGGGCAUCGCCUACAGCGCCCUCCUGGCCAUCGACAUCUCCCUCUCCAAGCGGCUGGGGGUCUGCGCCAGCACCACCGCCUCCUGGGGCAGCGCCCGCUCCAUGGUCCUCCUCCUGGGACUCACCGGCCACGGCCUGCCCUGGGUGGCCGGCACCCUCCUCUGCCUCGUGCGCAGCUCCACCCUGGCCGGACAGGAGGUCCUCCUCAACCUCCUCCUGGCGCUGCUGCUGGACGUGGUGCUGGUGGCGUGGCUGCAGAAGCUGGCCAGGCGUCGCGGCCCGUUUGACGUGGCCCCGGGGGCACUGGACUACCUGACGCUGGACCUGUACGCCUUCCCCGCGGGGCAGGCCAGCCGGGCGGCCAUGGUGGCCAAGUUCCUGCUCAACCACCUGGUCCUGGCGGUGCCCCUGCGCGUCCUGCUGGUCCUCUGGGCCGCCCUGGUGGGCUUCUCCCGCGUGGCCCUCGGCCGGCACCACGUCACCGACGUCCUGGCCGGGUUCGCCUGCGGCCUCCUCCAGUUCCGCCUGGUCGAGGCCCUUUGGAUGUCCUCCAACACCUGCCAGAUGCUCAUCGCCAUGUGGUGAGGACGGCACGCCGAGCACCACAUCUCCCCUCCGGGCCCCACGGGAAGGGCCACGGCGCACCACGUCUCCCCUUUCAGUUUCAUGCAAUCAGCACUCACAAUGCACUACGUCUCCCAUGUGUAAGGCCAUGGCAUACUAUAUCUUCCUCUUUGAGUCCCAUGCAGUCAAGGACCACGACACACUACGUCACCCAUGUGAAAGGCCAUGGCAUACUAUAUCUUCCUCUUUGAGUCCCAUGCAGUCAAGGACCACGACACACUACGUCACCCAUGUGAAAGGCCAUGGCAUACUAUAUCUUCCCCUUUGAGUCCCAUGCAGUCAAGGACCAUGACGCACUACGUCUCCCAUGUGAAAGGCCAUGGCAUACUAUAUCUUCCUCUUUGAGUCCCAUGCAGUCAAGGACCACGACACACUACGUCACCCAUGUGAAAGGCCAUGGCAUACUAUAUCUUCCUCUUUGAGUCCCAUGCAGUCAAGGACCACGACACACUACGUCACCCAUGUGAAAGGCCAUGGCAUACUAUAUCUUCCCCUUUGAGCUCCAUGCAAUCAGCACCCACAACACACGUCUCCCAUGUGAAAGGCCAUGGCAUACUAUAUCUUCCCCUUGACUUCCAUGCAGUCAAGGCCCACAACGCACUACGUCUCCCCUCUAAUUUCCACAUGAAAGGCCAUUGCUAUUUUCCACAGUGCACUAUGUCUCUCUUUUGGUUUCCACGCGAAGGGCCACGGCGCACUACGUCUCCCCUUUGAGUCCCAUGCAGUCAACGCCCACAAUGCACUACGUCUCCCAUGUGAAAGGCCAUGGCAUACUAUAUCUCCCCUCUCAUUUCCAUGCAAAAGGCCAUUGAUAUUUUCCGCAGUGCGCUAUGUCUCUCUUUUGGUUUCCACAUGAAGUACAAUGGCGCACUACGUCUCCCCUUUGAGCUCCAUGCAAUCAGCGCCCACAACACACGUCUCUCAUGUGUAAGGCCAUGGCAUACUAUAGCUUCCCCUUGAGUUCCAUGCUGUCAAAGCCCACAACGCACUACAUCUCCCCUCUUAUUUCCCUUUGAGUUUGACAUUUCCCACAGUGCGCUAUGUCUCUCUUUUGGUUUCCAUGUGAAGGACCAUGGCGCACUAUAUCUCCCCUUUGAGCUCCAUGCAAUCAGCGCCCACAACACACGUCACCCAUGUGAAAGGCCAUGGCAUACUAUAUCUUCCCUUUGAGUUCUUGAGUUCCAUGCAGUCAAGACCCACAACACACUACAUCUCCCACAUGAAGAGCCAUGGCAUACUAUAUCUCCCCUUUGAGCUCCAUGCAAUCAGCGCCCACAACACACGUCUCCCAUGUGUAAGGUCAUGGCAUACUAGAUCUCCCCCUUGAGUUCCAUGCAGUCAAGACCCACAACACACUACAUCUCCCACAUGAAGGGCCAUGGCAUACUAUAUCUCCCCUUUGAGCUCAAUGCAAUCAGUGCCCACAACACACGUCUCCCAUGUGUAAGGUCAUGGCAUACUAUAUCUUCCCCUUGAGUCCCAUGCAGUCAAAGCCCAUGACGCACUACGUCUCCCUUCUCAUUUCCAUCUGAAAGGCCACGGCGCAUGACCGUUGAGUUUGACAUUUCUCGCAGUGCACUAUGUCUCUCUUUUGGUUUUUUUCCCUUGAGUCCACAACUGAGUUCCAUGCAGUCAAUGCCCACAACGCACUACGUCACCCAUGUGAAAGGCCAUGGCAUACUAUAUCUCCCCUUUGAGCUCCAUGCAAUCAGCACCCACAACACACGUCUCCCAUGUGAAAGGCCAUGGCAUACUAUAUCUUCCCCUUGACUUCCAUGCAGUCAAGGCCCACGACGCACUACGUCUCCCCUCUAAUUUCCACAUGAAAGGCCAUUGCUAUUUUCCACAGUGCACUAUGUCUCUCUUUUGGUUUCCACGCGAAGGGCCACGGCGCACUACGUCUCCCCUUUGAGUCCCAUGCAGUCAACGCCCACAAUGCACUACGUCUCCCAUGUGAAAGGCCAUGGCAUACUAUAUCUCCCCUCUCAUUUCCAUGCAAAAGGCCAUUGAUAUUUUCCGCAGUGCGCUAUGUCUCUCUUUUGGUUUCCACAUGAAGUACAAUGGCGCACUACGUCUCCCCUUUGAGCUCCAUGCAAUCAGCGCCCACAACACACGUCACCCAUGUGAAAGGCCAUGGCAUACUAUAUCUUCCCUUUGAGUUCUUGAGUUCCAUGCAGUCAAGACCCACAACACACUACAUCUCCCACAUGAAGGGCCAUGGCAUACUAUAUCUCCCCUUUGAGCUCCAUGCAAUCAGCGCCCACAACACACGUCUCCCAUGUGUAAGGUCAUGGCAUACUAUAUCUUUCCCUUGAGUUCCAUGCAGUCAAGACACACAACACACUACAUCUCCCACAUGAAGGGCCAUGGCAUACUAUAUCUGAGCUCAAUGCAAUCAGUGCCCACAACACACGUCUCCCAUGUGUAAGGCCAUGGCAUACUAUAUCUUCCCCUUGAGUCCCAUGCAGUCAAAGCCCAUGACGCACUACGUCUCCCUUCUCAUUUCCAUCUGAAAGGCCAUGGCGCAUGACCGUUGAGUUUGACAUUUCCCGCAGUGCACUAUGUCUCUCUUUUGGUUUCCAUGUGAAGCACAACAUCUCCCCUUUGAGCUCCAUGCAAUCAGCACCUGUAACGAACUACGUCUCCCAUGUGUAAGGCCAUGGCAUACUACAUCUUCCCCUUGAGUUCCACUUGCAUACUAUAUCUUCCCCUUUGAGCUCCAUGCAUUCAGCGCCCACAACACACGUCUCCCAUGUGUAAGGCCAUGGCAUACUACAUCUUCCCCUUGAGUUCCACUUGCAUACUAUAUCUUCCCCUUUGAGCUCCAUGCAACCAGCGCCCACAACACACGUCUCCCAUGUGUAAGGCCAUGGCAUACUACAUUUUCCCCUUGAGUUCCACUUGCAUACUAUAUCUUCCCCUUUGAGCUCCAUGCAACCAGCGCCCACAACACACGUCUCCCAUGUGUAAGGCCAUGGCAUACUACAUCUUCCCCUUGAGUUCCACUUGCAUACUAUAUCUUCCCCUUUGAGCUCCAUGCAUUCAGCGCCCACAACACACGUCUCCCAUGUGUAAGGCCAUGGCAUACUACAUCUUCCCCUUGAGUUCCACUUGCAUACUAUAUCUUCCCCUUUGAGCUCCAUGCAAUCAGCGCCCACAACACACGUCUCCCAUGUGUAAGGCCAUGGCAUACUACAUCUUCCCCUUGAGUUCCACUUGCAUACUAUAUCUUCCCCUUUGAGCUCCAUGCAAUCAGCGCCCACAACACACGUCUCCCAUGUCUAAGGCCAUGGCAUACUACAUCUUCCCCUUGAGUUCCACUUGCAUACUAUAUCUUCCCCUUUGAGCUCCAUGCAACCAGCGCCCACAACACACGUCUCCCAUGUGUAAGGCCAUGGCAUACUACAUCUUCCCCUUGAGUUCCACUUGCAUACUAUAUCUUCCCCUUUGAGCUCCAUGCAAUCAGCGCCCACAACACACGUCUCCCAUGUGUAAGGCCAUGGCAUACUACAUCUUCCCCUUGAGUUCCACUUGCAUACUAUAUCUUCCCCUUUGAGCUCCAUGCAAUCAGCGCCCACAACACACGUCUCCCAUGUCUAAGGCCAUGGCAUACUACAUCUUCCCCUUGAGUUCCACUUGCAUACUAUAUCUUCCCCUUUGAGCUCCAUGCAAUCAGCGCCCACAACACACGUCUCCCAUGUCUAAGGCCAUGGCAUACUACAUCUUCCCCUUGAGUUCCACUUGCAUACUAUAUCUUCCCCUUUGAGCUCCAUGCAUUCAGCGCCCACAACACACGUCUCCCAUGUGUAAGGCCAUGGCAUACUACAUCUUCCCCUUGAGUUCCACUUGCAUACUAUAUCUUCCCCUUUGAGCUCCAUGCAUUCAGCGCCCACAACACACGUCUCCCAUGUGUAAGGCCAUGGCAUACUACAUCUUCCCCUUGAGUUCCACUUGCAUACUAUAUCUUCCCCUUUGAGCUCCAUGCAUUCAGCGCCCACAACACACGUCUCCCAUGUGUAAGGCCAUGGCAUACUACAUCUUCCCCUUGAGUUCCACUUGAGUUUUCUUGCCAUGCACUACGCCUCCCAUUUGGUUCCCACCUCUCUUCUGGUUUCCACGUGGCCGUCAGCACCAACAAACUACGUCUCCCUUCCGGUUUCCAAGGGGUCGAGGCCCCCGGUGAACUACGUCUCCUUUGGUGGGCCUUUUUUGAGAAGCCACGCCUUUGUUUACCUUCUUGGAUCAAGCAGGGGAUGAUGGGAGAUGUAGUCCGACUCCCUUUGGUAGGAAAAGGCCGGGUUCAAAUGUUUGCAAAUGGAAGAAAUAAAUCACGGCUUGGUCAAAGAGC